AUGGCCGGACAAAGGAUAUCGCGGGUCAAGGUCGACAAGACAAAAAAGCGCAAGAGGGACAGCCACGAGAACGAAGUCAAGGCCAAGAGGGCUCGUCCCCAAGAUGCAAACGGAGAGCUCGCCGAGCCAACCUCGACCAAGGAUCUGGCCGAGAGGCUUGAUCGCGCGGAUGCCUCUUGGAAAAUCUCCAAGCCUAUGGGAGGGCGCAUGCUUGACAUUGACCCCAUUCUUACCGACAAUGGAGAAAUCCUGCACCCAAUCCGUACUGACAGCUCUUCAAGAUAUUUGAUCUUGACCUACAACACCUCAAUUCAAGUCUUCUCUGCCACCGACUCCCUCCUAGUGAGACGCAUACCCGUCAGCAGCAUCGAUGCCUCCGCGCCACAGGCCUCGACCCCCGCCCCGAUCGUCGCCACCCGCCUGUCAAAACUGGAUGCCAACUUCGUCUGGGUCGCUUGCGCGGACGGACAAGUAUACCGCAUCAACUGGACCAAGGAGUCCAAAAGCCUCGAAAGAUUCCAGACUGCCUCGAAGACGGCGCGCGCCAUGUCCAUUGUGCCCUUUGGAGCCAAAAACCGCCCCAAGGAGACUGUCAUUGUCGCCGAAUCGAACAAGUCAACACGCAUUGAACUGGUGGCCUACGAAUGGGACCAGGCGUCGACACCCAAGUCCAAAUCUCUUGUCUUUCUCAAACGCCCGGGUACCGGACUACAACUCCUCGAGUGCACCAAGGACGGCCAGUACCUUGUCGGCGCUAUCAACGACCGCCUGUUUCUGGGCGUCUCCCAGCAGCUGCCCGCCAAGUCAGACAAGCUGCAGUACGACUUUUACUCCUUCGACACGCCGGAUCUCAUCACGACCUUGGAUCUGCGCGCAUACAAGAGAUCGUCCAAGCACAUCCGCAGCGAAACUGAAAAGGUGGUGGAUGUGAUUGUUGGUGGUGCCCGAGGUGGCAUCUAUCUUUACCACGACGCCAUUUCCCGAUGCCAGGCAACCGAAUCUUGCAAAACGGGUGAUAUCAAUAUACAGGCGCAGAAGUUCCACUGGCAUCGUAAGGCCGUCCACUCAGUCAAGUGGUCCAAAGACGGCAACUACAUGAUCUCUGGUGGGUCCGAAAAUACCCUGGUGAUGUGGCAGAUGGAUACUUCGAAAAAGGACUUUCUCCCGCAUCUCUCUGGGAGUGUAGAGAACAUUGUUGUCUCCCCAGACGGCACCUCUUACGUCGUUCAUCUUGACGACAACUCGGCAAUGAUUGUCUCAACCUCCGAAAUGAAGCCUUCCGCGUAUGUGUCUGGGAUCCAGUCUGCCGCGGCCAACAUCCAGACCCCCAAGGACCAGCUCGUGAAGCGUGUAUGGGAGAUUCAAGACCACGUCCGCGAGCGCAUCCCUGCUGCAAUCCGCUCCAAUGCACCAUCCCGCCUACACGUCUGCGUCGGCACCGGCAGACAAUCGACCAUGUCUGGCCGCUUUUCCGCGCCUCUCCUCCAAGCCUUUGAUCUCGACACCUUUACCAGCGUUUCAAAGCAAGCGUUGGCAAGAACACAGCCUACCGAUAUCAACAUGACGAACAAGGGCCACGUCAUCGACGAGCCCCUGGUUACGCACGUGGAGUUCUCCGGCGAUGGCAAGUGGCUCGCCAGUGUCGAUGACUGGCAACCCGCCGCCAGAGAUAUUGACAACGUUAGCUCCGAGCUCAGAGAACAAUUCACCCGAGAGCGCCGUGAAGUUUAUCUCAAGUUUUGGGAAGUGCAAGAUGACAAUGAGCCUGUCGCCUUGGUUUCACGAAUCAACGGACCCCACGCGAGUUCGUCCUCGGAGCCCGUGCUCGAUCUCGCUUCUGAUCCCACGUCAACAUGCUUCGCGACGAUCGGCGGUGAUGGCCUUGUGCGUUUGUGGCGCCCAAGAACGAGACACGUGAACGGCAUAGUGUCCAAGGGUGCUGGCGGCAAGGAGACUGUAUCCUGGGGCUGCGCACAGGUUAUCCCUGUUGGCGAGGGCUAUGGGGCUGGUGCUCUGACGGAUGUGGCUGCACCAAGUGCACCCCAGGGAAAAAUCACAUACUCUGAAGAUGGCUCUACGAUAUUCGCCGCCUUUGGUUUCUCCGAUUCUGGAUCGGUAUAUGUGAUCGACGCAGCUUCUGGAAAGGUCGUUCGCAUCCUCGAAGGUCUAUGGGAGGGCAACUUGCAUGCUAUUCGCACACUAUCACCAUUUGUCGUGAUUCUCUCAGAUGUUCUCUACGUCUACGACAUUGUAAGCGAUGAGCUCCGAUAUGGCAUUGUUGUGCCUCAGAUACCCGGCGUGGAAGGCUUGUUACAGCUGGCCGUCGAUAAACUUUCGGGCCACUUUGCCGUUACGCUGCCGAUUGAUAAAUUCUCGAGCAUCGGGAUUUUCAGCCCCGAGGACCCUGAACCCUUAAUGGUACGGAGUACACCACAUCGGAUUGUCAGCCUAACCACAGCUCCCGGCACGAGCGGCUUCCUCGCACUAGACGACGCCGCGCAAAUAUGGACUGUCACCGAAGGCUCCGACCCCUCCUCGAUAGUCACUGCCCAGCCGCUCCAGGACAUUCACCUUGAAGGCCAAGUGGAUGAUGGCGCUAACGGCGAUGUUGCGGCUGCCGCCGAAGACGACGUUUUGAUGGCGAGCGAUGACGAAGAAGCUGCCGCGGACCAUGUCGCAGAUGACGAUAUGGACAUGGACAUAGACGACGUACCGACCAGUGUUAUUUCACAGCAAAGUCUGUCCGAUAUAUUCAAUGCUGCGCCAGCAUUUGCCGGACCGUCCGUUGAGGACAUGUUCUACAAGGUGACGGGGCUUCUGGGAACCAAGCCUCUGCCUUCUUGA
Molecule: messenger RNA, 2844 nt
Organism: Cordyceps militaris CM01
Lineage: Eukaryota; Fungi; Ascomycota; Sordariomycetes; Hypocreales; Cordycipitaceae
Product: WD domain containing protein
Exons: 2
Coding region: 1-2844 (947 amino acids)
Biological process (GO): positive regulation of transcription by RNA polymerase I; positive regulation of rRNA processing
Cellular component (GO): nucleolus
Molecular function (GO): RNA binding; protein binding
Source: RefSeq, a predicted model, not a curated record